This is a messenger RNA of Mizuhopecten yessoensis (Yesso scallop), 1275 nucleotides long. RefSeq lists its product as uncharacterized. The transcript is spliced from 2 exons. The record is from RefSeq and is a predicted model, not a curated record. NCBI's taxonomy places the organism in Eukaryota, Metazoa, Mollusca, Bivalvia, Pectinida, Pectinidae. Bases 1 to 1275 code for a protein of 424 amino acids.
AUGAACAACAUUGAGAACCUCUGCAACAUUAAACACCUGUACACCAACAAACAUAUAUACAACAUCAAACACAUGUACACCAUUAAACGCUUGUUCACCAACAAACAUAUGUACAACAUUGAGAACCUCUACAACAUUAAACACCUGUACACCAACAAACAUAUGAACAACAUUGAGAACCUCUACAGCAUUAAACACAGGUACACCAACAAACAUAUAUACAACAUCAAACACCUGUACACCAAUAAACACCUGUACACCAACAAACAUCUGUACAACAUUGAGAACCUCUACAACAUUAAACGCCUGUACACCAACAAACAUAUGUACAACAUUGAACACCUGUACACCAACAAACAUAUAUACAACAUCAAACACCUGUACACCAAUAAACACCUGUACACCAACAAACAUCUGUACAACAUGAGACACCUGUACAACAACAAACAUAUGUACACCAUUAAACACCUGUAUACCAACAAAUAUAUGUACAACAUUGAGCACCUCUACAACAUUAAACACAGGUACACCAACAAAUAUAUGUACAACAUAGAGAACCUCUACAACAUUAAACGCCUGUACACCAACAAAUAUAUGAACAACAUUGAGAACCUCUACAGCAUUAAACACAGGCACACCAACAAACAUAUAUACAACAUCAGACACAUGUACACCAUUAAACGCUUGUCCACCAACAAACAUAUGUACAACAUUGAACACCUGAACACCAACAAAUAUAUGUACAACAUAGAGAACCUCUACAACAUUAAACGCCUGUACACCAACAAAUAUAUGAACAACAUUGAGAACCUCUGCAACAUUAAACACCUGUACACCAACAAACGUAUGAACAACAUUGAGAACCUCUACAGCAUUAAACACAGGCACACCAACAAACAUAUAUACAACAUCAGACACAUGUACACCAUUAAACGCUUGUUCACCAACAAACAUAUGUACAACAUUGAACACCUGAACACCAACAAAUAUAUGUACAACAUAGAGAACCUCUACAACAUUAAACGCCUGUACACCAACAAAUAUAUGAACAACAUUGAGAACCUCUGCAACAUUAAACACCUGUACACCAACAAAUAUAUAUACAACAUCAAACACAUGUACACCAUUAAACGCCUGUACACCAACAAACAUAUGUACAACAUUGAGAACCUCUACAACAUUAAACACCUGUACACCAACAAACAUAUGAACAACAUUGAGAACCUUUACAACAUGAAACACAGGGAAGCUCUUUACAACUUGGAUGUACUGUGA